UCCAACUCUUUCAAUAACACUCAAAUUGCAUUGAUGUUUACAUUCAAAUACCAGUGUGCUUAACUAAGUAUUGAAAAUAGUUUUUGAACGUUUAUAAUUAUGCCGUUGUAAACAUUAAAUCUGCUGUUAUCUUUCAGUCGUUUAUUGUGUUAAUAAUAUGAACGGAUAUAAACACUCACGAGCGGUUGACAGUAUACAUGGGUCAGAGCACCACCCUUCAUGCAUCUCAGCAGACUGGCGACCUUAGUCGUGUGAUGUUCAUAUUUCAGCUCCUUCAGAGCGGCUUGAUAUUCACGGCCCUCGUGGCCGGUGCCAUCAGUAUCGGUCAUCUAGUCUUAAUACGCCGGAAAUACUGCCGAAAUACCACGACGCUGUUCGCAGUGGUGCUCUCAGGAUAUUUGCAUCUGAUCGCGAGCGUGUACAUGUUGACAAUUGCCGAAAAUUACAUGAUAAGACGCGUAAAACAGGGGCCCCCGAGCGUCGGCUCGUGCUUAGAUUACUCGAUGAGGGCGGCGUUUGCAAACGGGGUGGUGCUCGUGUUUAUCGUGCAUAAUGUUUUUGUUCAGAACUUUAAAUGGUCGAUGUCUACGUGUCUAGCAUACGCAGGCACACUUGGUUGCAUCAUCACAGGAAGUUUUUCCGUAAUCAAGAUUGUGUCGCACAAUAGCCCACUUCCAGUUGCACAACAUUCGCUUGUGACGCUUGGAACGUAUGGAAGUCAGCACUUUGACGUAUUCUUGUCCGUCUGUCAAAAAAACGUUUACGAGGAAAGAUGGGCUAUUCUGGUGGAAUAUUUAGUGAUAUACGUACCCGUCAUGGUCACCGUGCUGGUUGCUCUUUGCAGGAACAGGACAAAACAAACGGAAGUCACCAUCACAGAGCUAAAGAUUCUCUCAAACAAGGAGUGCAACGUUUCAGUGUUUAACUGUAAUUGUGUUAAAUUGAACUCAGCCAUGGUUGCCGUUCUUUUAUACAUUACUAUUGUCUUACUCAUAGUACGGCCAGGAUACAUUCUGUAUGCGCACGCAACUUCGGGUUACUUCUGGGACAUAUUGCCAAGUUUGUUACAGACAGUAAUUUUCACUUUUAUUUGCUCAGAAUAUAUUGGAAAGGUCCUCAUUCGACCACAAUAUUGGAAUAAUGAGGUGAAAUCAAACGGCUAUCGUGAUUGUAAACAUAAGAGCAACCCUCUUAUGCAGGUUUGAUUUAAACCCCCAGUAAAUUUACAUUUUAAUGACCGUUCCAAGGCGGUACCUAACAAUCCUUGAUAAACAUGCCUAGUUUUUUUAUAUAUAGCAUGUAUGCACUGUGCUGUUGGUGGAGUAUUGCUCUGUUCUUCCAUGAUUCUUGUUUGUGAUUUUUUGUUUUUUGUGUUCUAUGUUUUUGGCGUUUACACAGUGCCAUUAAACCGAGUUUAUGUUUAAACUUUUUGCUACUGAGCUUGUUUCUGUAGAUUUUCACAUAAGUAUUGAUAAGCUGUAAAUUUUUGUGGACAGGUUCUUUAGAGAUGUGUUGUUUAAAAGUAAAGACACACUUGCUUGGAAUGGGAAAUCCAUAGUUAUGUUUCCACAAAACUGUGAUACUAUGCUCAAAUAUGUGUGUAGCACUUUUGUAACUGGGUCAAUAAUUAGCACAUAAACGUAUCAUAUU
This is a messenger RNA of Mya arenaria, 1650 nucleotides long. RefSeq lists its product as uncharacterized. The transcript has 3 exons. The record is from RefSeq and is a predicted model, not a curated record. NCBI's taxonomy places the organism in Eukaryota, Metazoa, Mollusca, Bivalvia, Myida, Myidae. Bases 198 to 1205 code for a protein of 335 amino acids.